This is a messenger RNA of Phlebotomus argentipes, 1980 nucleotides long. RefSeq names its product ionotropic receptor 40a-like. NCBI's taxonomy places the organism in Eukaryota, Metazoa, Arthropoda, Insecta, Diptera, Psychodidae. Gene Ontology annotation, cellular component: membrane. Bases 1 to 1980 code for a protein of 659 amino acids. Gene Ontology annotation, molecular function: glutamate-gated receptor activity. The record is from RefSeq and is a predicted model, not a curated record. The transcript has 6 exons.
AUGGACAUCAAGAAUCUGGUGAUUUUCCAGCCCAUGGAAAACAGCUCAUACGACAUUGACAAAUUCAUCUCCAGGGUUCACGAAAGACAACUGAAAUCCGUGAUUUUCUUCAAUCCUGAUGACUUUUACAAAUACAUUGCACAGUGCAAGAGUGAUUCAAUUGAAACUACAAGUUUAAUAUUCUCUGAACCGAGCGAAAUAAUCCCUGAAAUUCAGUAUCGAGUAUUGGAUCACAGAUUGAAUCUCUUCAUGUUCUUCUGGGGAUCUCGUCAUCCCCCCAAAAAGGCAACGCUGUACCUCAAGGAGCCCCUAAAGGUGGUAAUUCUUACGACGCCCAGGCCGAAUGUGCUGAGGCUGUACUAUAAUCAAGCCACACCGGCUGAAAUUGGCGUUCUGACUUUUGUGAACUGGUAUGAUGGAAAUAGUUUGGGCCUCUUCAAAGUUCCUGUGCUGCCAAGACCAGAUGAUGUGUACCAGAACCUGCGUGGACGCAUCCUUUCAAUUCCCGUAAUUCAUUCUCCUCCUUGGCACUUUGUGGUCUACCGCAAUGAAUCCUCGGACAAUGAGACCUUUUUGAUGGAGGACUACGAUGACAUGGACAUGAAUUUCAAGGUGGUCGGCGGACGAGAUGACAAUCUCCUGAAGUUGCUGGCGAAGAAGAUGAACUUCAAGUACGAGUACAUUGAUCCUCCGGAAAGGACUCAGGGCUCAGCCUACGGAUCAAGUGACAAUCUGACCUUUUCCGGAGGAUUGGGACUCCUUCAGCGUCGCGAAGCUAAUCUUCUUCUGGGCGACAUUGCGAUCACCAGCGAACGAAGUAAGGCAGUUGAGUUCUCCUUCUUCACACUAGUCGAUUCCGGAGCUUUCGUCACUCACGCUCCGCGUCGUCUCAACGAAGCCUUGGCUCUCGUGAGACCCUUUCGCCUGAACGUGUGGUCAGCACUGAUCGUCACAGUGAUCGUGUCCGGUCCAGUGCUCUAUCUGAUCAUCGUAAUUCCACAGUGGUGGAGGAAGUCCUCCCGGGAAAACAGAAAUUUCUUCCACCAGUGCGUGUGGUUCACAAUCAAUUUGUUCUUGAAGCAGAGCGCUUGUCUGCCGUACAAGGGAAAUCGCGCCCGAUUAGUCUCCGCCAUCCUCUGGCUCUCCGCUACGUACAUUCUGGGUGACUUCUACUCUGCCCAGCUCACGUCGCAAUUAGCACGACCAGCGCGAGAAGCCCCGAUAAAUGAUUUGUAUCGAUUAGAGGCGGCGAUGAAGUGGAAAGGUUAUGAAUUGUACGUGGAGCGCCAAAGUGCUUCUCUGGCCAUUCUUGAGAAUGGCACAGAAAUAUUUCACCGGCUCCACUUGAUGAUGAUGUCUCAGAAUCGCAAAUCCAAUGACUCAUACCUGAUAUCGUCCAUCGAGGAGGGCGUCUAUAUGGUGAUGAUGGGUGACCGGAAAGUGGUUCUCGGUGGGCGCGAAACGCUGUUCUUCAACAUGAAGCGCUACGGAAUCAAGAAAUUUCAACUUAGCGAAAAGCUCUACACAAGAUAUUCCGCCGUGGCCGUGCCCAAUGGAUGUCCCUUCCUGGAAAUCCUCAACAAAAUAAUAAUUCAUCUCUUCGAGGGCGGAAUUCUGGAUCGCAUGACAAAUGAAGAGUAUGAGAACUUGUUCGAUUCGAAGAAAUUGACGACGCCAAACGAAGAGAUUGAUAAGACCACACAAAAAUCCACGAAGGAUGUUCCUCAAGAGGAACGCAUCUUGAAACCCGUGAGUCUGAAGCUGCUCCAAGGAGCCUUCUACACUCUCCUGAUUGGCUACAUUUUGUCAGGCAUUGUCCUCCUGUUGGAGUGCGAAUGCAAGAAACCGAGGAGAAAUUGUACUAAAUCUAUUGCAAAGUAUUUGGAUGAAUUUUGUCUUUCAGUGAAAAAUAUUUUCACGAGGUUUUUCUCGUUUCUCACAAAAGAAAUUAAUGAUUGUUUCAACGAAGAUGAAUAUUAA